Anisakis simplex (herring worm) is the source of this 267-nucleotide messenger RNA. Lineage: Eukaryota; Metazoa; Nematoda; Chromadorea; Rhabditida; Anisakidae. The record is from the annotation of a GenBank genome assembly.
AUGGCCACCAGAGUGAAGACUUGGACUGAAGAAAUCGUUGCUAGACGACAGCAUUCAGCGAUGGUCAGCAUGACCAGGAAUAUUCGUGAAUGGAACAACUUUUACUUGAACAUGUCACCUUUCACAUUUGGCCGUUCAGCUCACCUGACCGUCAUCCUCUUGAAUAAUACGUAUGGGGCGCGGGGACAAGCUGAUUCAUUCGUGGCCAUACGAGAGCUUUGGCUGAUCCUGUGGGUGGUUCUAUUGAAUGUACGUCAUCUGGGAUAG